Molecule: messenger RNA, 880 nt
Organism: Dreissena polymorpha
Lineage: Eukaryota; Metazoa; Mollusca; Bivalvia; Myida; Dreissenidae
Exons: 3
Coding region: 44-880 (278 amino acids)
Source: RefSeq, a predicted model, not a curated record
CAUGUGGAUCGAUAUUGACCUAAACUUGUACUAAAAAUACGAAAUGUAUGUACGUAGGUCAUUCGACGAACCCUCGGUUCAUCCCGAAGACGUGGGUGUUCUCGAGGCUGAAGUAACCUUCAGUCUUAUGGAAUCUUCUUCCCAGCGUGGGAAAAGAAAACUUGUAUCCAGCAACGGAUUUACGUAUGUGCACAAGCGGUUUAACCCAACGAAACAGACGACAAUUUGGCGUUGCAGCGUAAGGAACAAGAAAUCGACAUGUCCCGCGAUAGUAGUGCAAUGCGGACACUCUUUCGUCUCGAACGAAUGUGAUCAUUCCCACCAGGCUAAACCAGGCAUAGACAAGGGUCUCGUCAUCACCACCAAGGUUAACGCCGAGUCUGAUAAAAACAUGUUCGAAUCCGCUGGAUCCAUUGUUGAGAAGAUUUUGCGUGAAGAAGCAGAUGACCGCCUUCCCGAAGCGUCCAGGCCUGAUUAUACCAACCUCUUAAGGAAUUGCAACAGGCGACGCCAACGCCCCAAAGAUCCCACAGACAUGGACUUUGAGCUCGACAUGGCGUUCAUCAACGAGAAGAUCUCGUCGUCUUUCUUCCGGGCCGAGGUCCGCAACGGCGAAAGACGACAUCUUAUAUUCGCCACAGACCAGCAACUUCAACUGUUGAAGAAAGCAAAGACAUGGUACAUUGACGGGACGUUUAAGGUGGUCCGACAACGCUUUUACCAGUUGCUUUCCAUUCAUUCUUUCGUAAGGUCCGGUGACGACAUGAAGCAGCUUCCGUUACUGUUUGCGGUGAUGGCCGGAAAAACCAGUGAAGACUACACACAGGUAAUUGUAUUACCCUUACAGUUCGUACCCUUACGGAUAUUUACAUAUGCUUAA